This is a messenger RNA of Limanda limanda (common dab), 1728 nucleotides long. It is a transcript of the gene otol1a, whose product is annotated as otolin 1a. The coding region runs from base 84 to 1577 and encodes 497 amino acids. The transcript has 5 exons. The record is from RefSeq and is a predicted model, not a curated record. Lineage: Eukaryota; Metazoa; Chordata; Actinopteri; Pleuronectiformes; Pleuronectidae. Gene Ontology annotation, molecular function: protein binding.
AGGUGAGCUGCAUACAUCAGUAGUUGAGGAGGAUGGAGUGAAAACCCAACACCAUCAGCAGCACACUGUCCGAAGCUCUCACUAUGUUCUCCACUCGCCUCAUCUUCCUCACGGCUCUCCUCAUGGUCCUGAUGGCGGAGCCAGCCUCCAGUGCCAGGACCACACGCAAACCUCCAAGCAGCAAGAAGCCCCCACGAGCCGGGAGCAGUGGUGGAGGUGGGGGUGGAGGUUCUGGACGAACCACCACCUCUAGCAGCCAGAACACGGAGGAGACCACUGAGUCUAUGAUGGACACUUACUCCCUGUCCCCAUCAGACAGCACCACCUACUCUAAUGAAGCUUACUCCACCGAGUUCGCCACAGACGGCAUAGCUCCUCUGAUUGCCGACGGAAACUUCACCCUCGACUACAAUGAAUGCUUCUUCAACUUCUGUGUGUGCUGUCCACCAGAAAAAGGCCCCGUAGGGCCCAUCGGAGAGAGAGGGCCACCAGGACCGACAGGAGAAAUGGGCCCUCCAGGGUUGGCAGGCGUGAUCGGAGAAACAGGGCCAAGAGGGGCACCGGGACUGGCAGGACUACUCGGAGCCAACGGACUCAAUGGCGAUUUAGGUGAAAAAGGUGAUCAAGGACCUGCAGGAGUUUCUGGUAUCCCCGGGAUCCCAGGAAGAGCAGGAGAAAAAGGUGAUUUUGGCCCAAGAGGAGAGAAAGGUGAACGUGGCUUAAGUGGUCUGAAAGGGGACCCGGGAGAAAGAGGAGAGCCUGGCCUGAAUGGGACUAAGGGCAGCACCGGCCGAGAGGGGCCCAUGGGUCUCCUGGGGAUCUCUGGGACAAAGGGUCAGAAAGGUGAACAAGGACUUUCAGGCGCAGGUUUACCGGGUGUGAGAGGAGAGAAAGGUGAUGUGGGUGAACUUGGGCCUCUUGGUCUAAGAGGUGAGAAAGGCCCCCCAGGAGUGAAUGGAACUAAUGGUGAAAAGGGAGAGAGAGGGGAGCUAGGGCCUCCAGGAGGGAAGGGAGAAGUUGGGGCGAGAGGGCCCCCAGGACCUCCAGGCGGGAGGGGUAUGGGAGGGCUGAGGGGGGAACGCGGGCUAAAAGGCGGACGUGGGCCUCGGGGCGUUAAAGGGCAACAAGGUGAGAGUGUGGAGCAGAUUCGCUCGGCCUUCAGCGUGGGUCUGUUCCCCAGCAGGUCCUUCCCCCCGCCCGGUCUACCUGUGAAGUUCGAUAAGGUGUUCUACAAUGGGGAGGGGCACUGGGACCCGGCACUCAGCAAGUUCAACAUCACCUACCCAGGGGUCUACUUAUUCAGUUACUACAUCACUGUGAGAAACCGGCCCCUCCGUGCUGCCCUGGUGGUCAAUGGGGUUCGGAAGCUGCGCACUCGGGACUCUCUCUACGGCCAAGACAUCGACCAGGCGUCCAACAUGGCACUGCUGGAGCUGGGCGAAGGCGACCAGGUGUGGCUGGAGACGCUCAGGGACUGGAACGGGAUUUACUCCAGCACCGAGGACGACAGCACAUUCUCCGGCUUCUUGCUUUACCCAGAUUCAAAGACCAAACCUAGCGCUGUAGAAAACCUGUGACGGAAACCUUUGACCUUUCAUGAGCUCUGACUUCUCGUAGCCUCUGCACAGCCUUAAGCCUCCUGCACUGCUCUGUCAAACUAAUAUGAUUCUGCUGAUUCUGCUGCUUCAGUAUCUGCUGCUGUCGAGCUAAUCAAACCAAACGCUCCGC